Molecule: messenger RNA, 807 nt
Organism: Boeremia exigua
Lineage: Eukaryota; Fungi; Ascomycota; Dothideomycetes; Pleosporales; Didymellaceae
Exons: 2
Coding region: 1-807 (268 amino acids)
Source: RefSeq, a predicted model, not a curated record
AUGUCGAAAUACGUCGAUGCUUCUUCGCAGACAGAGUGGGCGGGAUUGAUGCAGAAGAACAUUGUUCGUCCCGAGGCCCUCUUUGCUCCUGCUCCAAUUCCUGAUACCAGCACACCGCCAGCUGAACCACUAACAAACAAGGAGCAGUGUGUUGCCGACCUGCCGACAAUAUCGCCAGCAGAACAACGAGGGCAGCCACACACGCCACCACAGUCGAACAAUUCGUCACAAGGAGAAGUGCCUGCCAUGUCGACAUCACCGCUACUCGCCAGGCGCCAAAAUCGCCCUGACGACUUUGUGCCUUACCUCAAUCUGCCGGCACCAGAUCUGCCAGCAAUCGCGCCAAGCCCACUCGAUAAUCAGGCACCAAUGUCACCACCACCGUCCGCCCUUCCUUUAUCACCGGUACCUGAGGCCAAUAGGCGAUUUGCUGGGCAUACGCCCUUGUACGCGGGGUCGCCGUUGCAAGAGAUGAGACAGCCACCCGAUGCCGACACGGAGCCACAGAUGGAAACGGAGAGCCAGUCAACGACACCACAGAGAGACGUCGGACUGACCGGACCGCUUAGUCUCGCGGCAAAUCCAGGCGACGGAAGCCAAGAUACUAUCUUACUCAGCGCACUGGAUGAGGAGCUCGAGAGGGUUGCUCGGGAACAAGCGCGGGUCGAUGGCACCGCAGACGUUCACCGACUGCCCAGCCGCCAGGGAUCAGCAGACUCACGUUCCUCGGAUGUUCAGCCUGUCGACGGGGUCAUUCUCAAAAAAACGGUGCCAAUGAAUUUCGGAGCGCCAAUGGGAGAAGUGUAG